ACCACUCAGCUGAGAAGCAUAUUCCCAUUCUCCACCUGUUCGACAGAGGACUCCAGACAACAUGGUCCCAGGAUUCUGUUCUUCGUUUGGACUUCUAGUCAUCCUGUCCUUCCAGAAUGUUCCCGAUGUCGGCGGUUUCCCCAAUGUGCCUCUGUUCAGCCUCUUCACAAAUGCUGUGAACAGAGCACAACACCUGCACAUGCUGGCUGCGGAUAUAUACAAAGACUAUGAACGAACAUAUAUUACAGAUGACGUGAGACGUUCAAGUAAGAACUCACAAGUGGUGUCUUGUUACUCUGAAAACAUCCCUGCUCCAACGGACAAAGACAACACUCACCUAAAGUCUGACAUGGACCUUUUGCGAUUCUCGCUGACCCUCAUUCAGUCUUGGCUGAACCCAGUGCAAGCCCUUCACAGGCUCUUUAGGAAUUCCGAUGUCUACGAGAGACUGAAGUACCUUGAGGAAGGCAUCCAGUCCCUGAUCCGGGAACUGGAAGAUGGAAACCUCCGCAGCUACUCCUUUAUGAGAACGCCUUAUGAAAGGUUGGACAUCAACAUGCGCACUGACGACGGCCUUUUAAAAGUCUACGGCCUCCUGUCCUGUUUCAAGAAAGACAUGCACAAAGUAGAGACCUACAUGAAAGUCAUCAAGUGCCGACACUUUGCCGAAAGCAAGUGUGUAAUUUAACAUUUGCUGGUAAACACAAGUUUGC
This is a messenger RNA of Xenopus laevis (African clawed frog), 713 nucleotides long. It is a transcript of the gene gh2.S, whose product is annotated as growth hormone 2 S homeolog. Lineage: Eukaryota; Metazoa; Chordata; Amphibia; Anura; Pipidae. Gene Ontology annotation, molecular function: growth hormone receptor binding; hormone activity; growth factor activity. Gene Ontology annotation, biological process: animal organ development; positive regulation of receptor signaling pathway via JAK-STAT; response to nutrient levels. The record is from RefSeq and is marked provisional. Gene Ontology annotation, cellular component: extracellular region.